Molecule: messenger RNA, 888 nt
Organism: Juglans regia (Persian walnut)
Lineage: Eukaryota; Viridiplantae; Streptophyta; Magnoliopsida; Fagales; Juglandaceae
Product: pectinesterase inhibitor 4-like
Exons: 1
Coding region: 81-704 (207 amino acids)
Biological process (GO): negative regulation of catalytic activity
Molecular function (GO): enzyme inhibitor activity
Source: RefSeq, a predicted model, not a curated record
GACACAUCAAUGCAAAACAGAAACAGAGAAAGAAAACGAGAACCAGAAAUAGAGUACCGAUCAGAGAGCUAGCGAGAGAGAUGGAAGCCUACAGUAGGACUACUCUUACAAUCCUACUUCUUAUGAAUCUUCUUUUCCUGAUCUCAAACAUCCCUACAACCUUAGCAGCAACGUCGUCUGCAUCCAACUCCGUUUCCACCAUAUCCUACAAGACAUACAUCCAAACAGCCUGCAAUUCAACCACAUACCCGCGAGUCUGCUACAGUUCCCUCUCCCCCUAUGCUUCCAAUAUCAGAGGGCACCCCCAGAAACUCUGCAAAACCGCACUCUCAGUGGCCGCAAAAGCCGCCCGCAACGCUUCAUCGACGAUAUCAAAUCUGUCUAAACUGAAGGGUUUGACGCGCAGUGAAGCUGCGGUCAUUAAGGACUGCAUCGAGAACGUUAAGAGCAGCGUCGACGAGCUCAAACAAUCUUUGAACGAGAUGGGUCAUCUUGGAGCUUGCGGCUCUGAUUGCCAACUUCAGAUAUCGAACAUAAAGACUUGGGUCAGUGCUGCGAUAACGGAUGAAUCUACGUGCACUGACGGGUUGGAAGAACAAAAAGUGAGCGCGACGGUGCAGGACAAGAUUAGUAGGAGUAUUCUCAAUGUUGCUAGGCCAACUAGCAAUGCUUUGUCCCUCUUUAACAGUCACUACCCCUACUAAUUGUUAGACUGCAUGCCUGCCUUGUCUUUUAUUAAUUACCAGUCUCUACCACACAAAAAAAAUAAAAUAAAAUGUGCUUCUCAAUUAAUUUUCGUGUCAUACUAGAGUAAAAAGUACUGGUUCCAUGCAAUUGGCUUCUGAUUCAUCAUGUUAUAUGCACGGAUGGGAUGUUCUGUUGGAUUAA